AUGAUUGAUCUACGAAAAGAUGAAAAUAAUCAUUAUGAAUUUAAAUCAAAUUUUCAAAUUCUUCUACAAUUUCUCUGUUCAAUUAUUCAAUUAAUAUGUAUAUUAACUAUCUUAUGUUUACAAAUAUUUUUAAUCAUAACAAAUCGAUGUUUCUUUCAUAUUGGUUAUGGUUUUUGGUCAGUUCCAUUUUUAAUCAUUGCACCAAUUAGUGUUUGGAUAUUUCUUUGUAAACGAAAUUUAUUUUAUUGUUGUUUAGUUAUUAUUAUUCAUAUGUUUUCAAAUUUAUUUACAACUAUAAUAUUAAUUCUUAAUAUACUUAUAUAUAUUAAACAAAUUGGAAUAUCUUGUUCAAUAUUAAAUGAUUAUUCUGUGUCAUUUAAUAUUUCAAUAAUUAUUCUUUGUAUUUUAUUGAAAAUAUUUUUCUAUGGAGAAAUAUUUUUAGUUUAUAUUGUUGGACAUAAGAAUCAAAAAAUCUCAAUUUUAUUAAGAAAAAAUUUUGAAAUUAUAUUCGAUAAACCAAAUAGAAAAACAUGGAAAUUAUUACAAUUAGAAUUUAAUAGACUUAAUUAUACUGAUGUAUAA
Messenger RNA from Adineta steineri, 582 nucleotides. Lineage: Eukaryota; Metazoa; Rotifera; Eurotatoria; Adinetida; Adinetidae. The record is from the annotation of a GenBank genome assembly.